Coturnix japonica (Japanese quail) is the source of this 2229-nucleotide messenger RNA. RefSeq names its product methylenetetrahydrofolate dehydrogenase (NADP+ dependent) 2, methenyltetrahydrofolate cyclohydrolase (gene MTHFD2). The record is from RefSeq and is a predicted model, not a curated record. NCBI's taxonomy places the organism in Eukaryota, Metazoa, Chordata, Aves, Galliformes, Phasianidae. Gene Ontology annotation, molecular function: methylenetetrahydrofolate dehydrogenase (NADP+) activity; methylenetetrahydrofolate dehydrogenase (NAD+) activity; methenyltetrahydrofolate cyclohydrolase activity. Gene Ontology annotation, biological process: tetrahydrofolate interconversion. Gene Ontology annotation, cellular component: mitochondrion.
GGGCGCGGCGCCUGAUCGCCCCGUCGCUCCGUGUGCUCGUUCUCCAUGGCCGCCCCGCUCUGCCCGCUCCGCACCCUCGGCCGGGUCACGCUCCGUCCCCGCAGCCGCCGCCUGCACCUCAGCGCACCCAGAGAUGAUGCAGUUGUGAUUUCUGGAAGGAAGCUGGCCCGGCAGAUCAGACAAGAAGCCCGUCAUGAAGUUGAACAGUGGGUAGCAGCUGGGAACAAGAGACCUCACCUCAGCGUGGUUCUGGUUGGGGAAAAUCCUGCAAGUCACUCGUAUGUGCUCAACAAAACCAAAGCGGCUGCUGAUGUUGGAAUCAGCAGUGAAACAAUCCUGAAGCCAGCUUCAAUUACUGAGGAGGAGCUACUGGAUUUGAUCAGCAAACUAAAUAACGACGCCAACGUGGACGGCCUGUUAGUGCAGCUUCCUUUACCUGAACACAUUGAUGAGCGGAAGAUUUGCAAUGCUGUGACUCCAGACAAAGACGUUGAUGGCUUUCAUGUAAUAAAUGUGGGACGCAUGUGCCUUGACCAGUACUCCAUGCUUCCAGCCACUCCAUGGGGAGUGUGGGAGAUCAUAAAGAGAACGGGCAUACCAACACUGGGGAAGAACGUGGUGGUGGCUGGCCGGUCAAAGAACGUGGGGAUGCCCAUUGCCAUGUUGCUGCACACAGAUGGCAGGCAUGAGCGGCCAGGAGGUGAUGCCACGGUAACAAUAUCACACCGCUACACUCCCAAAGAGCAGCUGAAACAACACACGAUCCGUGCUGACAUCGUGGUAGCAGCAGCAGGUAUUCCUAAUCUGAUCACAGCUGACAUGAUCAAAGAAGGAGCUGCAGUUAUCGAUGUGGGGAUAACCAGAGUGCAGGAUCCUAUCACUGCCAAAUCAAGGCUGGUUGGGGACGUGGAUUUUGAAGGGGUGAAGAAGAAAGCCAGUUACAUCACUCCUGUCCCUGGGGGAGUUGGGCCCAUGACAGUUGCCAUGCUGAUGAAGAACACCAUCAUAGCUGCCAAGAAGCUGUUGAAGCCCAAAGCACUGGAAGCCUUAACUGCUUAACACAGGACUCUCUUCUUAGCUCUGAAAACAACAUUCCAAGAUGACUCCUAGACAGGCCGAUAGAAAAUGCAAUAUUUUAUUUAUUGUACAGAGGUGGUAUUUACUACUCUGAGGUCAUAAAUAUUUAUUUGAAGCUGAAGCAUAUGCAUAUUAGCUGUAAUAAGGCAUAUGCAUCUACACUCCUGGCCUUCUAGCACAGCUGCUUUCUAAGCCAGUGCUUCUCUAAAGGAACCAGCCUUACAUACUGUGGUGUUCUUGCAGGGACUGAGCAGCAGUGGAGACCCUCUGGGUGUGCAGAGCUUGCUGCAGCAUUAGCAGUCCUUGGAGUGGAAUGGUGUGUGUUCCAUGGUGCAAAAAGAAUGGCCUUCAUGGUUUUGUUCUCACAAAUGCUCAGUCCAGACUGUGCUCUGAAGCAUUUAACUCUGUGAUGGGUGUUCAGUUGGAGUCGAGCUCUUCUGUAGAAGCAGCAACUGGAGAAAGCCACGUUCUCAGCCUGGAUGGGGCUCUGGGCAGUGGUAGAUCAGGUAUCCUUAGGAAGACUGAGCCCACCUUUCUGGGUGCCAGCAAGCUUUGCUGUGGAGCUGAAGGUCUGUUGCCAUCCAAGAGCUGCAGCCACCUGCCAAAGUCACCUCUAAUUGCUCUUCCCUGGAGGGGAGGAUGCUCAAAUAAAUGCUAACCGAGGAGCACCUGGAAAGGCAAGCUGAGGUUCAAAUAGCUGAGGCUGCAUGAGAAACACAGUAAGAGCUGAGAUUUUAAGUGAGAUUUAUUGGAUUGUAUCACUGGUAAAUACAAAAUGGCUAAUAGUAGUGCUGUAACAGGGCUGGCAAAUCUGUGACGCUCCAGUAUUUCAUAUACAAAAAGUAUAAACCAUGUGUGAGACUUGCAAAAUGGAUAAAUUGAAACAAGCUGUGCUCUAGAAGGGUCUGAGCUGAGGCUUCAGCUGUGCCCUAUGGAACAGCCCCCAGAGCCCACGAAGCCUUUCCAGGGCUGCUGUGUAAUAAAGAGCUGACAUAGUGGAUAAAGCAAAUUAACUGUGGUGGAGUGAUUACAAGCAGAAAACCUACCUGUGCCAUGCUUCAGCUACCACACGUGAGACUGGUACAAAAAUACUACAAAACAGACACAAUGCACCCAAGCUGAAAUAGCUCUUAAUGUUAACGUCAAGCUAAA